CUGCAAGGCAGUUUCUUUGUCUUAUUUGGAAUCAGAGUUUGGUGGGUCUCUUUCUUCCUUUUCAUUCAAAAUCUUCUAUCUCUUAGUUAAAUGCCACUCUAAAGGGAAAUUUCUGGUGAACUUCCUCUGAAAGUGUCAUAGGAAACUGUCCUCUUUUUCUUUCUUUUACCGUUUGGCACUCUUAUAUUAAUUUCUAAGCGCCUCCACCUGCUCUAUCAACUUGUCAUAACUGUUCCUUGAUCAUUGAUACUAUGCUUUGAUUUUUAGGCCAGUAUUAAAUCAUAUAUAUAUGGAGAACAUAUAAAUUUUUGGCGUCUGAAUUCUGGUAUCUAGUAUCAUUUUAGUGGCCCUAUUAACAACAACUCUUCAUGUUGGUUUCAUAAGUAGAAAACUUAAUUUGGCUUCCUUGAUAUGGCUGACAAACUCAUUUCAAUACAAGAUGGGAGCAGAAUUCCAAUUUGCAGUUUAUUUAGGGAUACCAGACUUGUUUUCAAAGCAGACAACCUUGGUUGGGAAAUAUUGUCAAUUGCAGUGCCUUCUGCUAUGGCUUUGACAGCUGAUCCUAUUGCUUCACUGGUUGACACAGCAUUCAUUGGCCGAAUAGGUGCAGUGGAGCUUGCAGCUGUAGGAGUAUCCAUAGCUCUCUUCAAUCAAAUAUCAAGGAUUGCAAUUUUCCCACUCGUCAGUGUGACUACUUCUUUUGUGGCUGAGGAAGAUGCCCUUACAGCAGCCAGCCCUCUGGUAGAGGAUGGUGAAUCCUUGGAAGAAGGUUCCAUUCUGAAAGCUGAAAUCAAUGAACUUAUACCAGAUAAAGAUGGAGAUGUUCAGAAACCAAAUUUGAUCCAUAUGGACUCAAAUGUAGUUAAGGUUGAGCAUAAGAGAAGGCAUAUCCCUUCUGCAUCAUCUGCAUUGGUUAUUGGUGGUAUUCUUGGCCUUUUCCAGGCAAUAUUCCUCAUAUUUGCAGCAAAACCUUUAUUGCACUUCAUGGGAGUAAAUUAUGACUCUCCCAUGCUCAAACCUGCACAGAACUACCUGACAUUGAGAUCUCUUGGCGCGCCGGCUGUUCUUCUCUCGUUAGCAAUGCAGGGAGUCUUCCGAGGAUUUAAAGACACUAAAACACCUCUAUGUGCAACUUUGGCAGGAGAUUUGACCAACAUAGCACUGGAUCCUUUGUUCAUGUUUGUAUUCCGCUUAGGUGUUAGUGGUGCAGCCAUUGCUCAUGUUAUAUCUCAGUACCUAAUUUCUGUAAUACUCCUGUGGAAAUUGAUGCAAAAAGUUGAUCUUAUGCCUCCCAGCAUCAAGCAUCUGCAGUUUGAUCGAUUUCUCAAAAAUGGUUUUCUGUUGUUAAUGAGAGUAACUGCUGUAACAUUCUGUGUCACUCUGGCCACCUCACUAGCUGCACGCCAGGGAUCAAAAUCUAUGGCUGCAUUUCAAGUCUGCCUGCAGAUUUGGCUGGCAGUAUCUCUUCUUGCCGAUGGUCUUGCUGUUGCUGGGCAGGCAAUUCUUGCAGGCGCAUUUGCUGCCAAGGACUAUGACAAGGCCACUGAGACUGCGGCUCGAGUAUUACAGAUGGGUUUGGUUCUGGGAUUGGCUCUUGCAUUCAUUCUUGGUGCAGGACUUCCUUUUGGAGCUAAACUAUUUACAAGAGAUGUUGAUGUCCUCCACCUCAUAAAAAUUGGAAUACCUUUUGUUGCAGCCACCCAACCCAUCAAUGCUUUGGCAUUUGUAUUUGAUGGUAUUAACUUUGGUGCAUCUGACUUUGCAUAUUCAGCAUUCUCUUUGCUUAUAGUGGCAGUUGUCAGCAUCAUUUGCCUACUAUUUUUAUCAGCAUCAUUCAUAGGAAUUUGGGUUGCUUUGACCAUCUAUAUGGGUCUUAGAGCAUUUGCUGGCUUCUUGAGGAUUGGAACAGGAUCAGGACCUUGGAAGAUCCUUAGGAAGUGAGAGUAUUAGUCACCAUAUGACCAUAAUCAUAUUCAAAGGCAUAGCUUCAUUUAUUUGACCCCACUUUCAUAGGCUUCUACCAAAUUGUGCUUGGUUUGAUUGUUUGACAUGAUCUAUCUAUACUUCAAAUACAAUGUGCAGAAGAAAAAAAGGGGU
Molecule: messenger RNA, 2097 nt
Organism: Arachis duranensis
Lineage: Eukaryota; Viridiplantae; Streptophyta; Magnoliopsida; Fabales; Fabaceae
Product: protein DETOXIFICATION 42-like
Exons: 13
Coding region: 412-1941 (509 amino acids)
Biological process (GO): transmembrane transport
Cellular component (GO): membrane
Molecular function (GO): antiporter activity; xenobiotic transmembrane transporter activity
Source: RefSeq, a predicted model, not a curated record